AUGUUUAUAUUUCAUAUGACAAAGGAAGAACAGCGUCUAACUUUUGCGGCUUCAGCAGCAGCAGAAGCACCAGCAGAAGCUGCAGCAUGUGCUGCUGCUGCAGCUGCUGAUGUGUGUCUGUCUGUGGAGGCCCCAGGGGCCUCUAAGAAUGCUGCUUCAUUAAUUGAAGCAGCUUUAAGUAGCUCGGCUUCAACAGCUACAGAAGAAGCUUCCGUCUCUGUUACUCUAGAAGGCCCCGUAGGCAGCAAGGGCUCUUUUUGUGAAUCUCGCUCGGGCGUUGAGCAGCAGCUUUCUCAGCCCAGCAGCACCUGCAGCAGCAGCACAUGCAGCACCAAGACCUGCAGCAGCAGCACGUGCAGCAGCACUUGCACCUUAACAGCAGUUCUUAAGAGGCAGGCUCUACUCGCCGCUAUAGGCCGCCUGCACUCAACAAGGACGCCAAACCCACAACUCAAAACCACCACCUCCGCCGUACUUCAUUUCAUAGCGCUACUUUUAUCUUUUGUGAUGCUUGUUGCCCUCUGGGGUGUCUUGGACGUGGUAGUUGAGGUACUGGCGGGCCCCAACAGUUUGAAGCAGCUGCAGGGAUAUGCAGCGCUGCUCUUUGUAGGUCUUCUUCUUACUUUUCUGCUCAAGUUUAUUGAGAGUCAGGGACGCAAGCUUACCAUCUACCCCACACUCAUCGUCUCUCUUGUGACCGUCGUGGCGGCGUGGGGAAUCAUAGACGGUGUUGUGGAGUUUAGAGACACUCAAGUGUCUCUAAACUGCAGCAAGUGCUGGGAGCUCCACAAUGCAGACUAUUAG
Eimeria acervulina is the source of this 804-nucleotide messenger RNA. RefSeq lists its product as hypothetical. The transcript is spliced from 7 exons. Lineage: Eukaryota; Apicomplexa; Conoidasida; Eucoccidiorida; Eimeriidae. The record is from RefSeq and is a predicted model, not a curated record. Bases 1 to 804 code for a protein of 267 amino acids.